Messenger RNA from Engraulis encrasicolus (European anchovy), 1536 nucleotides. RefSeq names its product N-acetyltransferase 14 (GCN5-related, putative) (gene nat14). The transcript has 4 exons. Lineage: Eukaryota; Metazoa; Chordata; Actinopteri; Clupeiformes; Engraulidae. The coding region runs from base 115 to 993 and encodes 292 amino acids. The record is from RefSeq and is a predicted model, not a curated record. Gene Ontology annotation, molecular function: N-acetyltransferase activity.
UCUACUGCCUAUCUCGGUCAGAGCGCUGUCGCUGGAUGGUUUAUUAUUGUUUUAUCAUAUUCCACCAAUACACCGCUUCUUCCUCUAUCAAGUGGACAGUGCCAAGCUACAGCCAUGGUCAGGUUGGACCUCGGAAACGUAGUCCUCCGAAGGAUGACCCUGGAUGACAUUGAGUCAGUCAAAGCUCUGAUAAAGGAGGGUUGUGAGGGCACGGAGAACCGUCUGGUUCUGCAUCUGCUGACGCGUCCCCUGGCUCUCUUCCUGCUGGCCGUGCUCUCCUCCAUCCUCCGCUGCCUCAUCCACUCCUUCGUGCUGGCCCUGGUCAUCCCCGUCUUCCUGGCCGUCAUCUACCUCAAGCUCACCAUGCCGCGCUCCACGGGCAUCCUGGGGGCGCACCGCCGCUACUGGGACUACGUGGGCAGCACCUACAAGGCCGAGACGGACUCUGAACUCGUCAACCCGUACUCGAGGAUGGCCAAGCCCGUAGUCGUGACCAAGGCCAAGCCCCAGGAGACAAAGACGGGAAAACGGAAGAAGAAAAAGGGAGAGAAAGACAAGGGCAAGGAGAAAGAGAAGGAGAAGGAGAAGCACGACAUGGAGGAUCUGGAGGACAGGGCACGCGUGGCCGGAGAGGUCUGGGUCGCCGACUCGGAGGGGGAGGUCAUCGGGUGCCUGUCCCGGGAGCCGGUGAACCGGGCCGGGGUGACGCGCGUCUGCCGCCUGGUGGUCUCGAGCUGGUACCGGAGGGAGGGCGUGGCGAGCCUGCUGGUGCAGUGCCUCGCCCACCGGGAGAAGGGCCGCGGCUCCAGGAGGGUUUACGCUCACGUGCCCUUCCCCUCGCGCGUCGGGGAGGCCUUCUUCAGGAAGCUGGGCUACCGGCUGCAAGGCGAGGUGGCGGACGGGGAGGAGGUGGACGAGGACGAUGACUACGAGGACCCCCAGAGGGGCUGGCUGGGGUACCCAAUCACCAAAGUGUUUGUCAAAGACAUGUGAGCAUGCAGAGGACAACCAGCUGGCUCAGGGUGAGGCUGAGGCUGAGGCUGAGGCUGCCUGUGUCUGUGAAACAAGAGGGUGGCUGCAUCUCUCCGUAACUCCCCUUCCAUCUUUUUACUGUCUUCGCUUUGAAGAGCAAAUAAAACAACGUGAGCGAGCCGCCCAGGCUGGCUGAACGUGUGUUCUGGUGAGACGGGUGGCCAGUCAGUGCUCUGCUCUGCUCAUGGUGUUGUUUUAUGCUCAUUUUGAAAGGGAAGUCUUAUGGAGAACAGCCCUCGGGGCCCUCGCUAGCAUGCAUGGAGACACUCCCACCACAUGGGAAAAACAGCGUAAGAGGAGAGAAAGAGAGAGAGAAAGGGGGGAGUAAUUAAAAGACGGAAGGAUGGAGCCAAAAACAGAGGAGAUAAUCAAAUCCAAAGGCUGUGCUGUAUUUCAAGGGCCACACACACACACACACACACACACACGUACACACACGUACACACGCACACGUGAACUUGGAAUUCUGGCCAUGUAUUUCAAGGGCCACACACACACACACAC